Molecule: messenger RNA, 1460 nt
Organism: Pelagomonas calceolata
Lineage: Eukaryota; Pelagophyceae; Pelagomonadales; Pelagomonadaceae
Source: the annotation of a GenBank genome assembly
CACGACUUUGCAUCGCCACGCAUUUGCCAUAUACGCAUUGUCACGACCGCUGUGGUACAUAUGGGAUCCAUGAUGCAUAGCUUUCUCGGGUGACGGCCGCGGUAGAGGCUCGUAGGCAGCCGUAAGCCUCCAGAGAGCAUCACCGCUCUCCCUGGCAAAAAUGCGGGGCUCCAGUGCAUUGCUCGCAAGCGCUGCGUUGCGACGCGCCUGGGCGAGGCCGGCGCGACGGCUCGCGACAAAAGACGCGCCGCCGUGGCGAGAUGGUCGAGUAGCAGCGGUCUGUGGCUCCACGUUAACGAUGAUGACGGGACACGGCGUCGCGACGCCGUGCGUGCCGCUGCUCGCGACGACGCUCGGCGCUGGCGCCGCGGAUGUCGGUGCCGCUCUAAGCACAUUCGGACUCGCCCGGCUUGCUUUAAACGUGCCGGUCGGGCUGGCCGCGGAUAGCGUCGGCCGCAAGCCGCUGCUCGUCGGCGGCGCGCUGCUGAAUGCUGCCGGACACGCGGCGUCUGCGCUCGCGCCGGAUGCCACCUCGUUCGCUGCAGCAAGAUUCGUGGCCGGCGCGGGCUCCGCCGCGUAUCUCGGAACCGCGCAAGUCUAUCUCAGCGACGUAGCCAAGCCGUCGCAAAGAGGCCGCGUGCUCGGACUGAACCACGCGGCACUUCUCGUAGGUGUCAGUGUCGGCCCGGUGUUAGGCGGCUUCGGCGCCGAGCUGUCCGUGCGGGCGCCCUUCUACGCGGUGGCCGGCCUCGGUCUCCUUUCAGCGGUGCAUGCGUUCCGCGCUCUGGAGGAGACGAAGCCGGCGACGACGCCACAGAAAAAGGAGCAAAAGGAGACGGGCCGGCUCCGUGACGUUCUCGCGGACGCGCCGUUCGCGUCGGCCGCGCUAGCGCACGCGACGACCUUCGCGCUGCGCCAGGGCGGCCGGAAUCUCCUGCUCGCGCUCGUCGCGAGCCAGACGUUUGGGUACACGCCAUUGCAGCUCGGACAGCUAUUUGGGGCCAUGGCCAUGGCGGAUCUGUUGGGCGUUGGCCCCGCGUCGUGGCUCUCGGACAAGAUCGAUGAUAAACGGUAUGUGGUCUGUGGUUCGCUCGUGGGCUCGGCGGCCGCCGUGCUAGCGGUAGCGUACGUCGCGCUACAAGCGGAGACCUCGGGGCAGCCGGACCAGCUCGCGUUUUUGGGCGCGGUGUCGCUCUGGGCGCUCUCGACCGCCGCCCUCGGGCCGACGCUUCCGGCCUACGCGGCGGACCUCGUUCCUGAGGCAAAGCGCGGCCUCGGGCUCGCCGCGUUUCGCUCAGCUGGCGACGUUGGGUUCGUCGGCGCGCCCCUCGCUCUCGGGCUCCUCGCGGACGCCUUCGGCGCGCCCGCCGCGCUGGCGGGCCUCGCCGGCGCCUCGGUGGCGUCGGCCGGCGCAUUCGCCGUGCUGAACCGACGAUGAUCCAACUAAUGUUAAUACUGUG